AUGCAGACAGUAUUCUGGCCAGGUAUCAAUGCAGAUAUCAAGAGUAAAGUAGAAAGCUGCGAGGCCUGCCAACAGCUUCUCCCUAGUCAGCAACAAGAACAUUACAUGUGUGACGACCACCCAUCCCGGCCCUUCGAAAGUGUGUCAGCUGACUUCUUCCAUGUAGCAGGGAAAUCCUUCCUUGUUAUUGCUGAUAGACUUUCAGGCUGGCCUGUGGUUGUUCCCUGUGGACGUGACACAACUGCAGCCAGAGUUACAAGAAUGUUCUGUGUUUUCUUCCGCGAGGUUGGUGUUCCACUCCGCUUACGAACUGAUGGAGGACCCCUAUUUUCCAGCCAUGACUUCAAGCAAUUCGCCGACCGCUGGGGAGUUCAUCACAUCAUCACUUCUCCACAUUACCCUCAGGCUAAUGGACACGCAGAAGCUGCAGUUAAAGUGGUUAAACACCUUAUCAUCAAGACUGCCCCAUCCGGGAACAUAGAUUGUGAAGCCUUUGAUAGAGGACUGCUGGAGCUUAGGAAUACACCGAACCCUGCUGGACGCUCCCCUGCGCAGAUCCUCUAUGGCCAUCCUCUCCGCACUUGUGUUCCAGCUCACCCCAGAUCAUUCACAGAGGAGUGGCAAACUAAGACUGAAGAUUACGACCGUCGCACUGCUGCCCAAACCGACCAAGCCAUGAGCCUUUACAAUUCCCAUGCCUGCCCUCUACCCAAGCUCACCAUCGGCCGAGUUAGGAUACAGGACGCAACGAUGCUUCGAUGGGACAAGGUCGGCAUCGUGAUGGGCCGCGGAAUGUCAAGAAAGUAUGAAAUACAACUUCCAAGUGGUCAUGUAUGGUUUCGAAACCGAAGACAUUUAUGCCCAGUGGCUAAUAUGAGUGAUGGCACCUCUCCCCAAGUCCCUGUGUCCCCUUGCCCUGGCCAGGAAAGAGAGCCAUCAUUCAAACCCUCCAAUGUCCCUCGUCAUUCACCUCGACUAGCUCAGGGGAAUUAA
Macrobrachium nipponense is the source of this 993-nucleotide messenger RNA. RefSeq lists its product as uncharacterized. The record is from RefSeq and is a predicted model, not a curated record. Bases 1 to 993 code for a protein of 330 amino acids. Gene Ontology annotation, biological process: DNA integration. Gene Ontology annotation, molecular function: nucleic acid binding. Lineage: Eukaryota; Metazoa; Arthropoda; Malacostraca; Decapoda; Palaemonidae. The transcript has a single exon.